This is a messenger RNA of Gadus macrocephalus (Pacific cod), 5401 nucleotides long. RefSeq names its product dynamin 2a (gene dnm2a). Gene Ontology annotation, cellular component: microtubule; cytoplasm; membrane. The transcript has 23 exons. The coding region runs from base 332 to 3031 and encodes 899 amino acids. The record is from RefSeq and is a predicted model, not a curated record. Lineage: Eukaryota; Metazoa; Chordata; Actinopteri; Gadiformes; Gadidae. Gene Ontology annotation, molecular function: GTP binding; microtubule binding; GTPase activity.
CACACACACUCUCUUCUUAUUUUAUCUGUAUGGUUUCAACCGAUCCCGGAUGGCGAUAUUUAGAAGGAAGUUUUGUUUUUGCGAGUUUUUUAUCCAUUUUAGCCGACUUGACGAGCAAACCCGUUGAAAGAACACGGACACCUUUAUGUGUAUAUAUAAUAAUCACAAACUGCCUACAAAACAUCGAGGGAACAGAGGUAGGAGCUGUGGGAGAGAGUGAAACACCGCACUUUAUAGUAACCUGAACACCUUCCUGCUAAGCUAACAUUGACUAGCUUUUACGAGCUAGCCUCUGGUUUGUGUUGAGGGACUGAUCCAACCAAACGAAGCCAUGGGGAACCGGGGGAUGGAAGAUCUGAUCCCCCUGAUCAACAAACUUCAAGACGCUUUCAGCACUAUUGGCCAAAGUUGUAAUUUGGACCUCCCUCAAAUCGCUGUGGUCGGCGGACAGAGUGCUGGGAAAAGCUCUGUCUUGGAAAAUUUCGUUGGCAGGGAUUUCCUCCCUCGCGGCUCUGGCAUUGUGACCCGCAGACCUCUCAUCCUACAGUUGGUCAACAACAAAGCAGAGUAUGCCGAGUUCCUGCAUUGCAAAAACAAGAAGUUUGUGGACUUUGAGGAGGUUCGGUCGGAGAUCGAAGCGGAGACCGAAAGGAUAACUGGCUCCAACAAGGGCAUCUCUCCCAUCCCCAUAAACCUUAGGGUUUAUUCCCCGAAUGUCCUGAACCUGACCCUCAUCGACCUCCCGGGGAUGACCAAGGUUGCUGUGGGCGACCAGCCGGUGGACAUCGAGCACCAGAUCAGGGACAUGUUGAUGCAGUUCAUCACCAAGGAGAGCUGCCUGAUCCUGGCCGUGACCCCGGCCAACACCGACCUGGCCAACUCGGACGCCCUGAAGAUCGCCAAGGAGGUGGACCCCCAGGGUCUUCGCACCAUCGGCGUCAUCACCAAACUGGACCUGAUGGACGAGGGCACGGACGCAAAGGACAUCCUGGAGAACAAGCUCCUGCCCCUGCGACGAGGCUACAUCGGCGUGGUGAACCGCAGUCAGAAGGACAUCGACGGGAAGAAGGACAUCGGCGCCGCCAUGGCCGCCGAGAGGAAGUUCUUCCUGUCGCACCCGUCCUACAGACACAUAGCGGAGCGCAUGGGCACGCCUCACCUGCAGAAGGCCCUCAACCAGCAACUGACGAACCACAUCCGGGACACGUUGCCGGGACUGCGCAGCAAGCUGCAGAGCCAGUACCUCGGCCUGGAGAAGGAGGUGGCGGAGUACAAGAACUUCAGUCCAGAUGACCCCCAGCGCAAGACCAAGGCCCUGCUGCAGUUGGUGCAGCAGUUCGGGGUGGACUUUGAGAAGUGCAUCGAGGGCUCCGGCGACCAGGUGGACACCAACGAGCUGUCGGGCGGUGCUAAGAUCAACCGCAUCUUCCACGAGCGCUUCCCCUUCGAGCUGGUCAAGAUUGUGUUUGACGAGAAGGAGCUGAGGAGGGAGAUUAGCCACGCCAUCAAAAACGUCCACGGUGUCAGAACGGGCCUGUUCACCCCCGACCUGGCGUUUGAGGCCAUCGUCAAAAAGCAGAUCGUUAAGCUGAAAACGCCCUGUCUCAAAUGUAUCGAUCUGGUCAUUCAGGAGCUCAUCAACACGGUCAGGCAGUGCACCAACAAGCUCAACUCCUACCCCCGACUUCGGGAGGAGACGGAGAGGAUCGUCACCACGUUCGUCAGGGAGAGAGAGGGCAAGACCAAGGAUCAGGUUCUGCUUCUGAUCGACAUUGAGCUGUCUUACAUCAACACCAACCAUGAAGACUUCAUAGGCUUUGCUAAUCUUGACUUCAGCAGGCUGGAUGACGGCAGCAUCCCUGGGUGCGCCGGCAACAGUGCCCAGCAGAGGAACACAGCCACCAACAAGAAAAGGGCCAUUCCCAACCAGGGACAGGAAGUCCUGCUUCGCGGACUGGGAAAGGGCUCCGAGGAGAAGGUGAUCCGCAAGGGCUGGCUCACCCUCAACAUCAGCAUCAUGAAGGGAGGCUCCAAGGAGUACUGGUUCGUGCUGACCGCAGAGUCCCUCUCCUGGUACAAAGACGAGGAGGAGAAAGAAAAGAAAUACAUGCUCCCCUUGGACAACCUGAAGCUCCGAGACGUGGAGAAAGGCUUCAUGUCCGCCAAACACGUCUUCGCCAUCUUCAACACAGAGAGCAGGAACGUGUAUAAGGACUUGCGGCAGAUCGAGCUGGCCUGUGAUUCCCAGGAAGACGUGGACAGCUGGAAAGCCUCCUUCCUCCGAGCGGGAGUUUAUCCUGAGAAGGACCAGGUGGAUAACGAGGAUUCGGCCCCUGCGGACACGUUCUCUAUGGACCCCCAGCUGGAGCGACAGGUGGAGACCAUCCGCAACCUGGUGGACUCAUACAUCGGCAUCAUCAACAAGUCCAUCCGGGACCUGAUGCCGAAGACCAUCAUGCAUAUCAUGAUCAAUAGUGCCAAGGACUUCAUCCACUCUGAGCUGCUGGCGUACCUCUACUCGGCCGGGAACCAGAGCAGCCUCAUGGAGGAGUCUGCGGACCAGGCCCAGCGGCGGGACGAGAUGCUGCGCAUGUACCAGGCCCUGAAGGAGGCGCUCAACAUCAUCGGGGACAUCAGCACCACCACCAUCUCCACCCCCGUGCCCCCGCCCGUCAACGACGGUGGGCGGGUGGGCGAGUCCAGCUCCAACCACAGGGCCGUCGCCGCGCCGUCUGGCCCCGUCCGCCCGCCCACCGUCAGGGGCGCCACGCCGGGACCCCCCCUCAACCCCUCCCCGGCCUUCGGGGUCCCGCUCAACCCCUCUCCUGCGUUCGGGGCGCCCCCCAUCCCCUCCCGGCCGGGCCCGCCCAUGAACGCCUUCGGCUCUGGCCCGGACCCCUUCAGCGCCCCGCCGCAGAUCCCCUCCAGGCCGGCCCGCGUGCCCCCUGGUGUGCCCAGCCGAAGACCCCCCGGUGCUCCUUCUCAUCGGCCCACCAUUAUCCGCCCCGCCGAACCCUCCCUGUUAGACUAGUCCUGUCGCCAGGCAACCCGUGUGUCAGUGUUCAGCGUGUGUGCGUGCGUGUGUGAGUGUGUGUGUGUACAUGCAUGCUAGGCCCGAGAGAGGGGGGAGGGCAGAGUGAUGUGGUUUCCCUGAUAUCUGUGCAGUUGUAUGCAUCGUCCAUAACUUGGUCAAAACCUAGUCUAUCCCAAUGCAAUGUUAAUAAGCUGCUAACGUUGUCGCUGUUAACCCUCCGUCGCCACCACUAGGUGGCAGCAUAACCUUUCUAUCGAGCUGCUCAGGCUGUUGGCUUGGCUGCUGUGCUAUUGAAACGCAUGGCGUUGUAAAAUAAUUAUAAUAAUGACUAAAGUGACACGCAUGUUUCUUCUUAGAGGGACCUUAACAGCAGCUUAUUAAUGAACUUGUUUAUGGCAUAGGCUGGAUUUCCUCUCCCCCCCUCCUCUGAACCUUUGAAGACCCUGAGACCCAACUCUAGACCUCUGUGAUUUAAACAGGCUGAUCCUCUCGUUAAUGUCUUUUUUUUUUUUUUUGGAUUUUCGUUUUUUCGAACUGAUGGGAAGAAAAUAUUAGGUUAUUAUCAUUGUUAUUAUGGUGUUGAUGUUGAUCACGUGUUUUCCUUGUGAUAUUUUAUUGCCCCCUCUCCCCCCUUUUUUUUUUGCCCCCCAGUAAAAUUGCUUUAAGAAUCAAUUAAUAAUAACAGGACGAGAGAAGAGGAGUUGAGUAUGGCGGAGGCUUGAGGCCAAUAGCAGCCUGGGUGAUGGGCUAACGUUUGACACUUUAGCCACACACACACAGAAACACACACACACACACGCACGCGCGCGCUCCGUGUGUAACUUUGAUCCACUGAUGUCGUCUCCGUUGACCACUUUAAUCCAAGCACUUGACCGUUCAGCCUUACAAACUGCAGCCAGGCUCAGACCUCUUACCGUAAUACUAUGCAUUUAGCAAAGGCAGUAGAUUGGGGAGGAGAACAGGGAACUCCAAGCCUGGAGCAUGAAUCCCACCAUGAGUCUGGUGGGAGCCCUUUGGCCCUUAUUCGGUGGACCUGAUUUGUCCCUCGUUUAAUGUCCCCCGAGGAACGUAGGGCCGUUUCUCUGCUCGUGGGGCCCGUGUAGAGGGGCGGGAUGUCGCGUUUGGGCAGCGUCUAAGACACAGAGCCCAGCCGUUUCUUCGUGGGCUUUCUGUCGCACUAGCACUGCAGAUUCCAGUGACAUCCAUAACAUGUUGUAGAUAAUCUGCCUGUGUGGAAGCACCAAGUACCCCCCCCCCCAACCCUGCAGCCCUUCUCCCGAACACACACGCGUGCUGUGGAUAUGAAUGCAAACGCCCCCGCCUUUUAUACAGACGAACGUCGUACUAACGGAAGCACUAACAGACUUUUUAAUGUAGUGAAGGUAGAUUUGGGUCAUCUUGCCGUCGCGUUAUUUAUAACCUGGAAUUGUAUCGUUUUCCUCUGUCGUGUUGAUUGAAUCUCCAUAUAACUUUUGUUUUUGCUCAAAUCCCCCUCCCCCUCCCCGUUCCCCUCCUCAUCCCCAACCUCCCCUGCGUGUAAACAACGCGGCUCAUUUCAAGGGGAGGGGGGUGUAUCACAGGGUGGGACGAACCUGCUGUAUUAUGGGAUGGUAGACAGGGUUGCGCAGUGUCCUCCACAGUGGGGAUUCUCUUUUUUUUGAUUUGAUAUGUGGGGGUAUUUUGAUGGUCCUAAUUAUUUUUCCAUCGCUGGUUUACUAACCGAGGGGGUGACCAGUCAGGGUGUUGCUUUGACCCUUGGGCUACUUUUACUGUUUCCUGUGUGUUUUGAUUGGACCAGUCACUGUAGGGGUUGGCGUGGUGGUGGAGGAGUUUGGGGGGGUUUGGCGGAGUGAAUCCACAUCCUGUCUGGUGCGUCUUGUCUGGCAAAAAGAUGCUACCUCUGUCUUGGUUCUUCCCCAAGAGGAAAGCACCCAGUGUAUAUAAAUGUAUAUUAAAUCCAAUCUGGCAACGUGACAAAACAAAAGAGGAAACGACCACAUACGCACACCUCUCGCAUUAAUAUCGGCCCAGCAUUCAGACGGGAUGAGUAUUCUCCGACCACUUCCUGCUAGUGAGUCAGUUGAUGGAGUGAGGUACAGUUCUCACCGCAGGACUUCAACAAACGGGAGGGUUCCAGUAAUCUCCCCGGUCCCUCCCACCUUCUCCCCCCACCCUCUCUGUGUCUGGUGAAGGGUUCAAAAAUGAAAAAUCAACCAUACACUUAUCUUUUAUUUUAUACUCUUUUUGUUUUGCAAAUCCUUGUCAAGUGCCUGUAGCAAUUAAUGGAUUUGAAUAAACAAAUUGAACCACUUUUGGAAUGAAAUCAAUAAAGAGGUGACGUGUACAAUAAAGGGUGCGUCUCUGGUG